This is a messenger RNA of Leptopilina heterotoma, 1731 nucleotides long. It is a transcript of the gene Fer1, whose product is annotated as pancreas transcription factor 1 subunit alpha-like. The transcript is spliced from 3 exons. NCBI's taxonomy places the organism in Eukaryota, Metazoa, Arthropoda, Insecta, Hymenoptera, Figitidae. Bases 889 to 1635 code for a protein of 248 amino acids. The record is from RefSeq and is a predicted model, not a curated record. Gene Ontology annotation, molecular function: protein dimerization activity; RNA polymerase II transcription regulatory region sequence-specific DNA binding; DNA-binding transcription factor activity, RNA polymerase II-specific. Gene Ontology annotation, biological process: developmental process; regulation of transcription by RNA polymerase II.
CUGAGCAAUCAUAACUUUUUGAAACGGGGUCGUGAGGGGAGACACAUAAUUAGUUUUGGAUAUGUUGCGAUACUUCCGGUGCUAAUGGAAUCGACUGCUUUUUCGUUGGUUAUUGAAAUAAUAAAAUUGUGUUGCUAGUGUAAAAAAAAUGAAGAAAGAAGAACAAUUUUUAUUAAAAGAAAUAUUAACAUUUAUUGUUGUGGGUACAAUAAAUAAUAACGUGAUCACGUGAUUUGGAAUCAUUCGCUCAAAUAUUAACAUUGCAAUAAUGUUGUCAGUGAAGAAAUGUAAAAAAAUGUCAGUGAAGAAAUGUCGAUAAUGUUAAUAAGACAUGAAAUAAAUUUGUUUGCGAAGUUGUGGAAAAAUUAUUAAAAAUCGCUUUACACUUUACCUUUUUGGUUUAAUGAAUGAAAGAAAUAUUUAAGUGCCAUAAUCGCGAACAAUUAUCAAGUGUUGAUUUAAAUCAGUGCUACACGUGUACAGCACGCGUUGUUAUUUACAGGAAUUUUUCGGCACACGUGCGACACGUGUCGAUUAUUUACCAGAACGUGCUUGAAUGGCGUUUAAAGGGUUUCAAAUUCUUAUACUGGUAAUACGAAGGUGAAGCGGAUUAAGAAAUGCCGUAACCAUCGAAUGUACAACUUUUUUAAUACGAAAAUAUGAAAAAAUAAUGUGACAAAUAUAAAAUUAUUGGAAAUCUAUCUAGUCAGAGAAUCCAGUCAUUAUUCAUAAGUUUCUACUAUAAGUAAAUGUAAGAUAAUGUGAUACACUUUUACUCAAAGUAUUAAGUCGUAAUUAUAAUUUAAAAAUUAUCGUCAAGAAUUGAAAGAAUUGGAAGCGGAAAGAGGAAAUAUUUCGAGACGAAAUUCAAAAUAAAAAUUUACAUUUAUGAAUAUGAAAAUGUAUUCGGUGGAUAAUUUGGAAUUGGAUAUGAUAAACCGACAAUAUUUUUAUGAAGCUCAUAGUUUUUUGGGAAACACUGGAAUUCCAGGCCUAUCGACACAUUAUAAUGCCAAUAAUAUGACAACUCUUCCUACAAUAUCAGCACAAAUAUCCUCUUAUCCAUCAGGGAGUACGGGAAGUUCAAGUGGUAGCGAUCUCUACUUCUAUGAUGAAAACAGUAGUGAUAAUGAAAGCGUUUACAGCAGUGAUCAAGAAAAUCGUUCAAGAGAACAAACACGUCUUAUUCGACGAAAUUCGGGUUCUGCCAAAUGUUCUCGACAAAUCAUUCAACAAAGACAAGCAGCUAAUCUCAGAGAAAGGAGACGCAUGCAAAGCAUAAAUGACGCUUUUGAAGGAUUACGAGCCCACAUACCUACACUACCCUAUGAGAAAAGACUUUCCAAGGUGGAUACAUUAAAACUUGCAAUUGGAUACAUUAAUUUCCUGAACGAACUUGUUAGAGCAGACAAAGGGAAUGAACAAAUAAAUGGCAAUAAUAGUUUAUCGGGAAGAUGUUCACUGAGGGACGAUGCUAAAAAAAUUAUAAUUCGAGGCAGUGGUGUUAACUCUUUUAUAUCUCACUCACUUUCUUGGUCUCGAAAAUCGGAAACCUCUUCCAAUGGGACAAUGUUUGCUAAAGUAUGGACGCCAGAAGACCCGAGAAUGACGAAAUAUGAUGUAAAUUACGAGUAACAAAAUGUGAUCAACAAUAAAGAUAAUAAAUUAAUGUUUAAUUAUACAUAUCCUAAGAAAUAUGUAAUAUACUUCAUAUAAUGAGAUAUUUAUUCU